AUGAAAUCCGUCGUUGUUCUGAACACCGAAAGCGACAGCAGUAAAGCUCAUACACUCAAGAACUUCUUAAGAGGCAAAAUGCAAGAUAUGCCGGCAAACUUGAGAAGUAUAAUCGAUAUCUUAGCAGAGGACCUGGACUUCAAGAAGCAAUUUCAUCGCAGUGAUUGUGUCCUGUUAAUCGGAUCGCACCGAGCCUCGUCCCUCAUUCAAAGCAAACAGCAAGAAACCGAGGACGAAUUCAUCACCUUCGACGGAAAGUUUAUACAUGACGAGCUGACAGAAAACAAAGAACUUGUCAGGAACAAACUGGUUAUGGUUUUCUUAACGGAAAGAAAAGCGAGUGAUUGGAUCCCAAAUGGCCUAGAUGAGAAAAGAAUAUUUGAUCUGCAUAACGAAAAAAUUUACAGAGGUAAUCCCGCCCUAACCCACCUUGAAUAUACCAUGAGGAGAGUACUGGGAGAGACAAAGCUGGAUUGGUAA
This is a messenger RNA of Pocillopora meandrina, 480 nucleotides long. Lineage: Eukaryota; Metazoa; Cnidaria; Anthozoa; Scleractinia; Pocilloporidae. The record is from the annotation of a GenBank genome assembly.